GCUCUGCAAUCACCAAAACUCCCAAACCCAAGACAGCGAAGCACAGCGGAAACAAUGUUCACAGGCAUCGUCGAGACUGUUGGCACCGUCUCCAAGCUCGUGGAGCUCGAUGAGUCUUCCAGUGGAGGUGGGGGAACUUCCCUGACCAUUAGCGACUGCGCCGAGAUAUUGGUCGAUUGCCAUUUGGGCGACAGCAUCAGCGUCAAUGGAACCUGCUUGACUGUUACGGAGUUCAGCAAGAAUGAAUUCAAGGUAGGCUGUGCGCCAGAGACUCUGCGAAGGACGAACCUGGGCAAGUUGAAGGAGGGCAGUGGGGUCAAUUUGGAGCGCGCUGUGAGUGCGAGUACGAGGAUGGGAGGACACUUUGUGCAAGGGCAUGUGGACACUGUUGCUGUGAUUGCGGAGAAGAGGCCGGAUGGCAAUGCCAUCACCUUUCGCCUGCAGCCUCGCGACAAGAGCGUGCUACGAUAUAUCGUCGAGAAGGGCUAUGUGACGCUUGAUGGCGCUUCACUUACCGUCACGGCUGUCAACGAUGAAGAGGGGUGGUGGGAGAUCAUGAUGAUUGCCUACACGCAAGAGAAGGUGGUUAUGGCUGCGAAGGAAAAGGGCGAGGAUGUGAAUGUGGAGGUCGACAUGGUCGGCAAAUAUGUCGAAAAGAGUGUAGCUGCAUACUUUGAAGGCAGCGGUGCCACUGGAGGUGCAAUGCUCGAAAAAAUGGUCCAGAAUAUUGUCAAGGGCACACAAUGAAGCUGUGUUGUGAAGAAUUUCGAUCCGUUUGGAACUUACUAGUGAAUGGACAGAUGAAGUGAAU
Messenger RNA from Sphaerulina musiva SO2202, 811 nucleotides. Its product is annotated as riboflavin synthase alpha chain. NCBI's taxonomy places the organism in Eukaryota, Fungi, Ascomycota, Dothideomycetes, Mycosphaerellales, Mycosphaerellaceae. Gene Ontology annotation, biological process: riboflavin biosynthetic process. Gene Ontology annotation, molecular function: riboflavin synthase activity. The record is from RefSeq and is a predicted model, not a curated record. The transcript is spliced from 2 exons. Bases 55 to 747 code for a protein of 230 amino acids.